This is a messenger RNA of Aplysia californica (California sea hare), 2644 nucleotides long. Its product is annotated as T-box transcription factor TBX2. Gene Ontology annotation, molecular function: RNA polymerase II cis-regulatory region sequence-specific DNA binding; DNA-binding transcription factor activity, RNA polymerase II-specific. Lineage: Eukaryota; Metazoa; Mollusca; Gastropoda; Aplysiida; Aplysiidae. Gene Ontology annotation, biological process: regulation of transcription by RNA polymerase II; positive regulation of DNA-templated transcription; cell fate specification. The record is from RefSeq and is a predicted model, not a curated record. The coding region runs from base 1964 to 2644 and encodes 226 amino acids. The transcript is spliced from 6 exons. Gene Ontology annotation, cellular component: nucleus.
ACACACGCACACAUCCACCCCUCCCCACACAUACACUUUCUCAACCCUCUCUACCCCCAGUUGUUGUUCUCCUACUCAUACUCUUUGAGUGGAGUUGGCGUCUCUCCGUUCCCUGUCAUCCGUUCUGUUUUUGUCUUUGUUUUGUUUCACCGCUUUCUCGGUGACGAUCCAUCUUGCGCCAACCCGUUCCUGCCUGUUCAACUGACGCCACCACUACCACCUUGCUCUUCCCUCCCCUCCCUUCCUCUUUCCUUCUGAACUCUCCUUCUCAUCUACCCCUCGACCCUUUCUUUUCCGCACUUUCCCUCCCACCUACCCCCUCGACCCUUUCUUUUCCGCCCUCUCCCACCCGCCUCCUCCCCUAGCGUGCAAGGCAAAUCGCUUCUCAACUCGUGACGGCCAUCGCGUCUUAUCGACGUUCAGCGCGCAGCCGAGAAAGCUCGACGGCCGACCGACACCUAGAGCGGCGAAGGUAGCGGCGAAGGCUAUAGGGAAUCCCCGCCCACUUCGCACCCGAUUGGUUCUGGGGCGCCGGACGGGGCCAAUCACAGACAGCUUUAGAUAGAGGGGCCCUAGGACGGCCGACUUGACGGCGAAAUAAUGGCGUCGAAGAAUCGCUUGCGGUUCCCCCCUCUAGAUUCCGUGUGUGUGUGUGGUUUGUGUGCGUGUUCGUGGGGCGAAGAAGAAAAGUCGCCCCGCUAGGCCUGCAACAAUAGCUGGCUGGCAUGGUGUGUCAUUCACGAUUUGUGGAAGGAAAGAAAGAAAAAGAAAAAAGAAAAGAAAAGAAAAAAACGACAAAAAGAGGCAAAGAAAAUCUGGAAAUGAUUGAUUUAUGAUAACAGAGGCUGGAAAGAAGUGAAAGAAAAUUCCUCACAAUCGUGUCACAUUUUUUUUCUUUCAUUGGCUUAUUUAUUUUUAUCCAAGACUAUUACAGAAACGGCGAGUGUGGUGUUAUUUCUGGCACUGUGCAUCAGAGCUUGCUCCAUUCUGCUCGUUUCGCUCGUGAGAAGCAGGGACACAGUGUGUGUGUAAAUACGACAGGAACACACGAGAUCGUAGACGCACGACCGUGUAGUGUAACCUAGCGAGCUCGUCUGCGAGGGCCGUAUUUUGUCUGAAAUGAAUGAGGAGACGCUUCUCCCAUCCUCGGUGACUGCUGCUGCUGCUGCAGUAAUAAUAAUAAUUGUGUGACAGACAACUCCCCCGAGGCGAAACAAGGAGAAUGAUGAAGACGAGGACGUGAACGAUACUGUAGUACCAACCUCCUGUUGUAACUUACCUCCGAGCGACCCUCGCGACACAACUGCUAUAACCGACAGGAACGAAAUUCAUUAGCGACCUACGACGCACAACGACAUGCGGAUGGAUGACUCCGGUUGACUCUCCUCUCCGGGCUAUCAUUGCACGUAUUAUUGCUCUAAUUAUUCUCAGUCACCUCCUUAAGAAGCCACAGGAGAUGGGCAGUAUGCGCGGACACACGACUCCCCCGCCCCAGGCCACAACUAGUGUCAGUGUAGGUCUAGAUCUAACUGACUAACCGCUCGACUCAGCUGUAACAAUAAUACCAGCUAGCUCGGGCGACAGUUCUCGGAUCCUAAAGCAAACACAGUUCGUCCUAGCGAUAGUUAUAACUCGAGCUAUUUGCUUUACGCUAGUUAUAAUAACUAUAACUGUUACACUGCUAUUUGAUAGUCGUCGACUUGGGCGGACGGACAGUGCAUCUCGCUACAGGCCUACGGAGAGAGAGAGAGAGAAAUAAUAGAUCUAGCUACAGCAGCAGGGGGAAAUAUUUGGAUAAUGAUAUGCGAACAGUACACAGAUAUGGAUAGCAACAACAAUCGUCGGCUGAGAUUCUCUUCUCUCGGGAUGGAGGCGUCGCCUCUGGACUUUAUACGAUAGUCUGUCGUGAGAUAAAACUCGGGAAAGUUGACAGUGUACACCCCCACCACCCCUACCCCGCACCAUGGCCUACCCUCCUUACGUAUACCAGCGACCUGGAGAUUUCGCCAACCCCAGCUCCCCCCACCCCACCGCCUUCCUCUCCCCCCGCCUCUCCCCCUUCUCGCUGCCCCUCGGAGCCCACUACGGGAUUGGAACCCCUGGCUCUGGCCACCCGGGGUUAGCGGCGGCCUACGGGUCUGUGGCGGGGGGUCUGGGGGUCGGAUCCCUGCCCAAUUUCUUGCUGACGGAGUACCUUGCUCACCCGGACUAUUACAGGAGUUUGAGAGCGGCGGCUGGCAUCGAGCCCAAGGAUGACGGGGUCAAGGACAACCCCCGGGCUGAGCUGGACGGGAAGAACCUGUGGGACCUCUUCGCGGAGCACGGCACGGAGAUGGUCAUCACAAAGUCCGGACGGAGAAUGUUCCCGUCCUUCAAGGUCAAGGUCUCAGGCCUGGACAAGAAAGCCAAGUAUAUCCUGCUGCUGGACAUUGUACCUGUGGACGACUGCAGGUACAAGUUCCACAACGGCAAGUGGUCAAUUGCGGGCAAGGCUGACCCCGAGAUGCCGCGCCGCAUGUACAUCCACCCGGACUCACCCUGUACCGGGGACCAGUGGAUGCAGAAGGCCAUCAGCUUCCAGAAGCUCAAGCUCACCAACAACAUCGCUGAUAAAAACGCCUAUGCCCGCAGCCCAGAGAAGUGA